This is a messenger RNA of Hypanus sabinus (Atlantic stingray), 405 nucleotides long. RefSeq names its product HIG1 domain family member 2A-like. Lineage: Eukaryota; Metazoa; Chordata; Chondrichthyes; Myliobatiformes; Dasyatidae. Gene Ontology annotation, biological process: mitochondrial respirasome assembly. Gene Ontology annotation, cellular component: mitochondrion. The coding region runs from base 1 to 405 and encodes 134 amino acids. The record is from RefSeq and is a predicted model, not a curated record. The transcript has 2 exons.
AUGCUUCAGGAGCAUAUGAAGGAUACAGGGUUUAAAGGUGGGCAGAGUUUAAUACCACUCGAUGUCAAAUCCUUUGAUAUUCUUUGCACAUUUUGGUUGGUUUCUGUGACUUCGCCACUUGAUUUAACGAAGCCCCCAGCCAUUGAGGGCUUUACUCCUUUGCCCAAGCCUAAUGAGAAAGGGUUUGGGGACAAAUUCAUCAGGAGAACGAAGGACAAUCCAUUUGUUCCGAUUAGAGUGCUGGGUAUAGCAGGCACCCUUACUUAUGGUUUGAUUGGUUUCAAACAUGGCAAGACUCAACAGUCCCAAAUGUUAAUACAUGUUGGAAUCUUUGCACAAGGUUUCACUGUUGCUGCUGUCCUGGUUGGCAUGGUAGCUACUGCAAUGAAGUGCAAAGAAAAGUGA